AGCCGGGAAGAAAGGGUAGAGGCUUGGAGGAGGAAAGCUCAGUGAUUCCUUAGAUGACCAGAGAAAGUGAAAUUGAUUGAGCACCUACUAUGUGCCGGGAUUGUCUGGCAACUUUGCAUACCUAGAGAGAAUUAAAUUCGUUGAGCACCUACUAUAUGGGUCAAACUGAGUGCUAUACCCUUUACUUAAUCCCAGGAAAGAAAGAUUUAUUGAGCUUCUACUAUGUGCUAGUUUUGGUGCCACAGACUUUGCAUUUUAAGAGCUAGAGUAAUAGCCCAUUUAAAUAGGAGGAAACGGGGGCUCAGGGAAGACGAGUCAACUACCACAAACACUCCUGUCCCCCUUCUGGAGCUGGCUGCAGCCUGCAUUACCUGGAGGUGGGGAAGGAAGAUUAAGAAGCUCCUUUGUUAUCCAGAGUUCUUGAGCUUUUUCUGGGUUGGUGCAGAGUGAGCUUCCUGGAUGAUUCCCUUCCCAGGAGGGGUUUCCUGUAACUUAGCUGUCUUGGAGGGCCCGGAAGGCAGCUCUGGAGGCAUCUCUGUGCCCUCCCCUCCCCUUGUCCCCAGCACCAGGAGGAUGACAGGGGAUGUUGUCCAAGACCUCAUGGAAGGUGGGAAGCCAGGCUGGGAGGGAGCAGCCAGGUCAGGAGCCAGUGAAUCAGGCCUCCCGUGGUGUCAGAGACAAGAUGGGGUCCCUGCAAGACCUGCGCCUGCAUUCCAGUCCAGCCUCACCAGGCUGCUCUAGGCAGCCCCACGACUGCCAAGAUAAAGUGCCACAAAGAAAAGAACCCAUCAUGUGUUCAGGUUUGCUGCGGGUCAGGAGCUGGGUCAGCCUCCAGACUUAUUGGAAGCCCAGGGCCACACAGGGGGUUUAUGUCUUACCAUUAACAGAGGAAUAACCUGAGCCCCAGGAAGCCAAGUCAUUUGCCCAGGGCUGCCGGGCUGGUGAGAGGCAGAGUUGGCCUGCCGGAAGUGGAUGCCUGCCUACCUUCUACCACCUGAGCUGCCAAGGGUGGUGGGGUUGGCUUUGCCAAGCCCCCGGACUCUCAGAGUGGCAGCUGGAAGCCAGUGACGGCAAUGUGCGUGUCCAAAGAGGCUGAGUGUGCACUGAUGGAGGAGGCAUGGGGGUGUGGAGGAGGGGCAGUGCAGUGAAACAGGCUCUGGGGCAUACACCGGGAGGACACGUCCAGACUCUUGUCCUGCUGCCUGUGCCCGUGUGACCCCUUCAUCUUUCAGGCAGGCCCUGGGAGAGAGGCUCAAGGGAGAAGUGAUGAAUCCACAGGUGCACUUGCUCAGAGGUGGCUGGCAGGGUUAGGGGAGAAUCCUGGGAGGUGCCUGCCCCCUUUCCGCUCCGCUGCCUGCAGGGAGAGAGGGAGUGAGAAUAUAGUAUGUCUUAGCGUCAUCCUCCCGCCUGAUGCCAGCUGAGGCUUCACUGAGACAGACAGUGUUUUGGAAAAGACCAGUUUUGGCUGGGGGUGGGUUUUCAUAGAGUUAAGAGCCCAGACUUUGAAGCCAAACAGCCUGGUUCUGAUCCCAGCCCAGCUAGUCAUCUGCUGUGUGAACUGGGGCAAGUGACUUAACCUCUCUGAGCAUCAGUGUCCCCAUCAGUCAAGUGGGCUGAUGGAUGCCUUCCUGGCUGUGGUUACUGUGCCCCCAGGAUGGCGCCCCCUCAUCUCUGCUCUGGGAACUUUCUGGCUCCCACCUGUCCUCAGAAUGGCCCUGUGAUGGGGUCAGUAGUCACAGUAUGUGCAUUCAGAUACCUGUGCUGCUAGGGGGUCUCUGUUGAAUUUCCUGCCUCUCUGUGCCUCCUCUCUCUGAUUCCUUACUUCCCCUCUCUGAUUCCCUGCCUCCUCUCUCUGACUUCCUGAAAUCCAUUCAGUCACUGAUAUUGGACUCUAAAUUCCCAAAGGGCUCUUCAAACUCAUCCCUGUCUGCUCCUCGCUGUAUGAGGUCAGCCUGGCUGAGGAUGGAGAAGGGAGAACAGGCUGCAGAGGAGAGAUGUGCCUACGAGGGUGCCCAUGGUGCCACCUCUGGGGGAAGAGAGGGAAGAAAGAUGUGGAGGCAGGAGGCGGAGCCCACAGAGGCACUGUCCCCUGGCAUCCAGGUGUCCAGAUGUCUCACACAGCCCCACGUGGUUCAGGCCAUGUGAAGAAUCAGUCUUCUCUGAGAGAGAAAAACCACAGAGGAUUUUUUUUCUCCUUUUUUGCCCACCCUGAUUCCCUGUCUCUUAUUUCUGACUCCUUGCCUCCUCUAUCUGUCACCUUGCCUCCUCUCUGUGACUCUUUGCCUCCUCUCUGUCUCCCUGCCUCCUCUGUCUGACUCCCUGCCUCCCCUCUCUGUCUCACUGCCUCCUCUCUCUGACUUUCUGCCUCCUCUCUCUGACUCCCUGCCUCCUCUCUCUGAUUCCCUGCCUCUUUGACCCUCUGCCUCCUCUGACUCCCUGCCUCCUCUCUCUGAUUCCCUGCCUCUUUGACUCCCUGCCUCCUCUCUUUGACUCCCUGCCUCCUCUCUUUGACUCCCUGCCUCCUCUCUCUGAUUCUCUGCCUCUUUGACUCCCUGCCUCCUCUCUCUGACUCCCUGAAGCUCAUUCAGUCAUUGCUAUCAACUCGUCUGUACCAAGCUCUAGGCUGGAGGCUGGGCAGGGCAAUGAUGGAGACAAAUACUGUCCCUGGGAGCUUCUGGCCCCUUUCCCAUCCUGUUUAGACAGAAGUGACCGCCAGCAGAGUCAAGCUGUCUGCAGAAGGACUUGGGGAGGGGGCUGUCAUGGGGUAGGGCUUCUUUCCCCCCAUCUCUGCUGAAGGCCCAGGCUGGCUGAGACAGCCCCGGCAGAGACUGAGAAGGGCUCCCUGCUGUGGUCUGGCAGCCCCUCUCCACCCUCCUCUCUCUCAUUUCCUGCCUUCCACACGUAUGCCCUGGGCACCUCAUCAGGGCUGCCCUAGGGGAGGGCCCUCCUUGGCACAGCCUCUGGGCCAGUCAGGUGGUUGAGACUGAGGAGAGAAGGUCCCAGAGGGGGGCUUCAGGCAAACCCAAAGACAGAGCCAUUCGCCAUUUGAUGAAUGCACAGACCAUUUAUUGAGCCCCUGCUGUGUUCAUGGCAUGGCAGUUUUGUGGGAUAAAUUCAAAGACAGCUUUAGGUGGGAGCUGGGUGGGGGACGUGGGGGUCUUAGGCUUGAACUACUACCCAGCCUCCCUUGUUAACCAAGUAGCUAGUCACGUAGCCUUCUGAACUCGAGGCAGACCACCUGGGAUCAAACCUCUCCUCUGCUGGUUACUGGCUGUGCAACUGUAAGCAAGUAAUUUAACCUCUCUGUGCCUCAGUUUCCUCAUCUGUAAACUGGAGAAUAACACCACCUGCUUUCUGGGGUUAUGAAGGGAGAAAUAGGUUAAUAUGUGUGCAGCACUUAGAACACUCUGGCAUAUUUUAGCUGCAAAAUGAAUGCCAGCUAUGAUUAUUUCUAUACUUAGUGCGGGGCUUGGCACACUGCAUGGGCUCAAGUGGCAGCAGUUGUCGUCCUUGUGGCUCCAGGCCUGGGGUCCGCCGUGUGCUGAGCUGGCUUAUUGUGCACGUCCCUUUGUGAUUCAUUCAUCGAAGUCACAUCGGUAGCUUAGAAGUGACCGUGGUGGGAGCAUUUACGCCAUGGAAAUUGGCAAAUACCACCAAUCAGGGCUUUUAACAAAGGUAUUUUUGAGAGCCGGCUUCCUGCACAGAGGCUGGUAGUUGGGCAGGGUGAGCAGAUCCAGAUGUGUGCCAGGGACUCGCACGCAGGCAAUCUCUCCACCUCCAGUGGCCAUCUCAGACCUUAGCUUCAUGAUAGCCAGGAAGCGAUGGUGUUGGAAAGCGCCUUGGGUCAAUGGGCGAGGCACUCAAGGAAACUGACUUGGGGCGUCCCGGGGUGGGGACCGAGUUUGGGCACAUACAGCCCUUCGUGUGAAUUUAAAAACAGUGCCUCUUCCUCUACACAAGAUGCCCUUUCCUCUGGGAUACAGCCCCCACCUCUGGGAUGCAGCCCCCACUUGCCCCCCCAGCCAUGUGCCUUGUGCAGUAUCCAACCUGCACAACCUGUGGCAGCCUGUGGAAGACCGAGGGGAUUGAUAUUUCAGCAGGCCUGUGCCCAUUUGCAGUUCAGGGGCUGGAAAGCUCUCCUCUGGAGAGGGGAGGGAUUCCUGCAAGGGUGGGGAGAUCAGAGAGGCUUUCAGAGAGCAGGUGGCACUUGAGCCAGACCCUGAAACAUAAGGGGAAGAGGGUGUUCUGCAGAGGGGUGGCAUGAGCAAAGGAGUGGAGGCUGAUCUCAGCAGAGCUCAAACUGACGAGGGUGACUGGGGUCAGGGGUUCUGGGGCCGGGAUUCUGGUGGGCGCUGAGGUAGGAAAGGAGGGAGGGCUGGGCUGUGAAGAGCCUUUGGGGUGAGCCUGGUGGAGCCUGCGGGUUUGCUUAUACAAGAGCUUGGAUCCAUGUCGGCCUCUUUCAUGAGGUCAAGAGGCUCCCAUAGAAAGCUCUGGGUUUGCCCCAGAACCAUAACCCUUGGAGUUGGGAGGGAAGCUUGAGCCAGCCAUGGGUCAUUCCCCAUUCCACAUCCUCUACUCCGGGCCUCUGGGUCUCCUGGAGGCAAGUAAACACCUAGGGCCUGGGAGGCAAAAAUAUCCGGGCAGAUCAUGGAGCGGAGGGAGCCCGCCAGAUGCAGAGCACAGGUCUAAAGGUGGGUCCUCCUGAGGUGGCUGCAGGAGCAACCCCAGGCAUUGGGCUUGGAGCAUGUGGUGUGGACAUAGCCUUCCCUUCUUCCAAGGAGGGCUGAAUGGCCACAGAACCACCCCCCGCCCCAGGCUUAAGAAAUGCAUGCUAGUGCCUUCCCCAUGUCUCAUCCUAGAAUCACAGGCUCCGGGAAAGCCAGAUGGAUGAACCAGGGAAAGAACGGAUUCUCACGAUAGAUACCAUUUUUGAGAUUUCACCAUGUGCUGAGCCCUUUGCAACAACUCUAUGAAUUGGGCUCAUUUUGCAGACGAGAAAAGUGACUUCUAGAGAGGUUAAGCUACUAGCCCAAGAUCAGUAGCUAGAGGCAAGGCAAGGAUUCAAAUCCCAGGAGUCCGGUGCUUGCAUAAAUGAAAGGAUGAAUGAAUGGAUGUUGAGUGAGUGAGUGGAUGAAGGAAGGAGUAAAGGAGAGGGCAUGAAUGAAUGAGAGGGUAGAACUCCAAGACCCCUUAGAACCUCGUCUGAUGUUCCCAUUUUACAGACAGAAAACUGAGUCCUAGACAGAGGCCUAGAGGAGGCCAAGAGGUGGUGGGGCCAGGUCGGGGGUCCCCUGAUGCCUGCUUCUCUCGCUUUGUUGCAGCCCCGAGCCAUGAUGAAGACUUUGUCCAGCGGGAACUGCACGCUCAGUGUGCCCGCCAAAAACUCAUACCGCAUGGUGGUGCUGGGUGCCUCUCGGGUGGGCAAGAGCUCCAUCGUGUCUCGCUUCCUCAAUGGCCGCUUUGAGGACCAGUACACACCCACCAUCGAGGACUUCCACCGCAAGGUAUACAACAUCCGCGGCGACAUGUACCAGCUCGACAUCCUGGAUACCUCUGGCAACCACCCCUUCCCCGCCAUGCGCAGGCUGUCCAUCCUCACAGGGGAUGUCUUCAUCCUGGUGUUCAGCCUGGAUAACCGGGAGUCCUUCGAUGAGGUCAAGCGCCUUCAGAAGCAGAUCCUGGAGGUCAAGUCCUGCCUGAAGAACAAGACCAAGGAGGCGGCGGAGCUGCCCAUGGUCAUCUGUGGCAACAAGAACGACCACGGUGAGCUCUGCCGCCAGGUGCCCACCACCGAGGCCGAGCUGCUGGUGUCGGGCGACGAGAACUGCGCCUACUUCGAGGUGUCGGCCAAGAAGAACACCAACGUGGACGAGAUGUUCUACGUGCUCUUCAGCAUGGCCAAGCUGCCGCACGAGAUGAGCCCCGCCCUGCAUCGCAAGAUCUCCGUGCAGUACGGUGACGCCUUCCACCCUAGGCCCUUCUGCAUGCGCCGCGUCAAGGAGAUGGACGCCUAUGGCAUGGUCUCGCCCUUCGCCCGCCGCCCCAGCGUCAACAGUGACCUCAAGUACAUCAAGGCCAAGGUCCUUCGGGAAGGCCAGGCCCGUGAGAGGGACAAGUGCACCAUCCAGUGAGCGAGGGAUGCUGGGGCGGGGCUUGGCCAGUGCCUUCAGGGAGGUGGCCCCGGAUGCCCACUGUGCGCAUCUCCCCACCGAGGCCCCGGCAGCAGUCUUGUUCACAGACCUUAGGCACCAGACUGGAGCCCCCCGGGCGCUGGUCUCCGCACAUUCGUCUGCCUUCUCACAGCUUUCCUGAGUCCCCUUGUCCAUAGCUCCUUGGUGGUUUCAGCUCCUCUGUGGGAGGACACAUCUCUGCAGCCUCAAGAGUUACGCAGAGACUCAAGUUACACCUUCCUCUCCUGGGGUUGGAAGAAAUGUUGAUGCCAGAGGGGUGAGGAUUGCUGCGUCAUAUGGAACCUCCUGGGACAAGUCUCAGGAUGAAAAGGACACCGAAGGCCAGAUGAGAAAGGUCUCCUCUCUCCUGGCAUAACACCCAGCUUGGUUUGGGUGGCAGCCGGGAGAACUUCUCUCCCAGCCCUGCAACUCCUACCCUCUGGUUCAGCUGCCUCUGCACCCCCUCCCACCCCCAGCACACACACAAGUUGGCCCCCAGCUGCCCCUGACAUUGAGCCAGUGGAGUCUGUGUGUUUGAAGGGGGCGUGGCCACACCUCCUAGACCACGCCCACCACUUAGACCACGCCCACCUCCUGACCGCGUUCCUCAGCCUCCUCUCCUAGGUCCCUCCGCCCGACAGUUGUGCUUUGUUGUGGUUGCAGCUGUUUUCGUGUCAUGUAUAGUAGUAGAAAUGGAAAUCAUUGUACUGUAAAAGCCUAGUGACUCCCUCCUUGGCCAGGCCCUCACCCAGUUCAGAUCCACGGCCUCCACCGGGGACGCCUUCCUCCUCUGCUCCCAAACAGGGUUUCCGUGGCCUGUUUGCAGCUAGACAUUGACCUCCGCCAUUGAGCUCCACGGUUUACAGACAAUUGCACAAGCGUGGGGUGGGCAGGCCAGGACUGCUUUUUUUUAAUGCUCCCAUUUCACAGAGGACACCACCGAGACUCGGAGGGGACAUGAUGAGCACCAGGCCCCACCCUUGUCCCCUAGCAAAUUCAGGGUACAGCUCCACCUAGAACCAGGCUGCCCUCUACUGUGCUCGUUCCUCAAGCAUUUAUUAAGCACCUACUGGGUGCUGGGUUCACUGUGUCCUAGGAAACCAAGAGGGUCCCCAGCCCUGGCCUCUGCCCGCCCCUGCUGCCCCACCACCUUCUGCACACACAGCGGUGGGGAGGCGGGGAGGAGCAGCUGGGACCCAGAACUGAGCCUGGGAGGGGUCCGACAGAAAAGCUCAGGGCGGGUCUUCUCCUUGUGCCCGGGAUUGGGCUGUGCUGGGUACCACCAUGUACUCAGGCAUGGUGGGUUUUGAACCCAUAAACCAAAGGCCCUUGUCAUCAGCUCUUAACAAGUAUAUUUUGUAUUUUAAUCUCUCUAAACAUAUUGAAGUUUUAGGGCCCUAAGGAACCUUAGUGAUCAUCUAAUGGGUCUUUCUGAGGUUCAGAGAGGGUAAGUAACUUCCUCCAGGUCACACAGCAAGUCUGUGGGUGGCAGAAGCAAGCUAGCGCUGGGCAUUCAGUACAUACCACGAUGUGCUCCCUCUCUUGAUGCUUGGCCCCUGGGGCCUUCAGGGCUUUGGGACAUCUUGUCCUCAACCCUCUCCCUAGAUCAGUCUGUGAGGGUCCCUGUAGAUAUUGUGUACACCAUGCUCAUGUAUAUACAAGUACACACAGAUGUACACACAGAUGUACACAUGCUCCAGCCCCAGCUCUGCAUACCUGCACCUGCACCCCAGCCUUGGCCCCUGCCUGCGUCUGUGCUCAAAGCAGCAGCUCCAACCCUGCCUCUGUCCCCUUCCCCACCCACUGCCUGAGCCAUCUGAGCAGACCAGGUACCUUGGCUGCACCGGUGUGUGGCCCGCUCUCACCCAGGCACAGCCCCGCCGCCAUGGAUCUCCGUGUACACUAUCAAUAAAAGUGGGUUUGUUACAAAGCCGUGUCCUUGCCCAUGUG
Molecule: messenger RNA, 8120 nt
Organism: Gorilla gorilla gorilla (western lowland gorilla)
Lineage: Eukaryota; Metazoa; Chordata; Mammalia; Primates; Hominidae
Gene: RASD2
Product: RASD family member 2
Exons: 2
Coding region: 5295-6131 (278 amino acids)
Biological process (GO): signal transduction
Molecular function (GO): G-protein beta-subunit binding; GTPase activity; GTP binding
Source: RefSeq, a predicted model, not a curated record